This is a messenger RNA of Penicilliopsis zonata CBS 506.65, 683 nucleotides long. RefSeq lists its product as hypothetical. The record is from RefSeq and is a predicted model, not a curated record. Lineage: Eukaryota; Fungi; Ascomycota; Eurotiomycetes; Eurotiales; Aspergillaceae. The annotation marks the transcript as partial. The transcript is spliced from 5 exons.
CUGCCACGGUGACUCUACGCCCGUCAACCACUCCCUGCUCCCGACGCGCAGUUAGGUCAGAGGCGUCGUGCUAGCUGUGAUUGGGCCUUGCUGACUCUAGGCGUCUUCCUUAUCCUAUCUCCGAUCGUACUUCUUACUGUGCGACGGUGCUGGGUUGCAGCUACGAUCCCCCCCCUUCCCCCUCUCCCCCCAGACCGACAGGGAGCUCACCUUGACGGGGGAAAAAAAAGCUGACAGACAAAGAACUUCUCUCUGAGAGUACAGUAGGUCCGAUCCUCCUCUGUCGUCUGCAUUACUAUUGCUAUCGCCAUGUCACAUCUCUUUCUUCUCCGCCGGCUGGGGUGCAAGGGGGGGUCGUCUGCUGUUCGAGAGCGUGGCUUCUGCAAGGCUCUGCGUUCUACAAAGAUUCCCUGCAAAUCAUCUCACCCAUUUGCGAAUCCUCAGGCUAAGUUCUUACUACAUAGACUCUCUAUUCUGGGCACGCGUCGCUGUGGGAAAUCAUGGUUCGCGACGAGAGCUUGGUUUCCUUUUCCCUUCUUUUACGUUUCUUCGAUGGAGCCGCCUGAAAGAAGAGCAGACCCGUACCACGGUUCUAGUGAGCAAAUGUAUCGUCCUGACUCCCUGGGCAAACCGCCCACGGUAAGGCCCUGUAGAGGUUCCACCGUGGAAGAGCUCCAGAACAC